Messenger RNA from Peronospora farinosa, 762 nucleotides. NCBI's taxonomy places the organism in Eukaryota, Oomycota, Peronosporomycetes, Peronosporales, Peronosporaceae. The record is from the annotation of a GenBank genome assembly.
AUGGCCGCCGUCGGUGCUGUCGUGGACGCCGUCUUUGGUUCGUACGACGUCAAGAACGCGAAACAAUGGCGGAAUGAGGACCUUUUACAUCGAGAACAAGAGAAACAAUGGCGAGAAGAUUCGAUCCAGCGUGAAUAUGAAUGGCGUCGUGCUGAUUUAGAACGUGAACGACGCGUUGUGAAGCUCGAGAAUGAAAAGCGCAUCAUCGACGCGCGUCAUCGACAGCUCGUGACCGUGUCACAAAUGUCGGCACUUCUUGCAGGUUUUACCAUGUCCACCAUUGUUGAAGUACAGAUAGCAGACGGGACAAGUCAUGCAGUUACGACUGUAUACGGGGCCUUUAUAGUCAUGUUAAUGUGCAUGUUGACAUGCAUGGCACUACUACUGGCUCUUACGCGGUUUGUGACACACACAUUGGAAGGAGAAGUCCAUGCAUUAUCAUCCUUAGAAUUAGACGUCAUGUCACCAUUCUAUGAUUGGUGGCUCAGCAAAUGUGAGCAAGAAUGGAUCAUGGCCUAUUACCUUUUUCGAAUCGGGUUGUGUUUGUUCCUUGCACAGGUAGCACUGCUUGGGUGGGCGGUUUUUGGUGAAUGGGUAGCUGCUGCAUCUUGUAUGACAGUGUUGUGUAUAUUGACACUUGCCUACUUGGAGUUGCAUGUGGCUAGUCAAUGGAGAUAUCUCGUACGAUUCCCGGAACCACAGGCAUCUGGAUCACCCACAACAAAGAGACCGACCAACGUGUCGCCGUCUUUAAUCCCAUAA